AUGGAGCACUGCAACCUGGUGAACAUGCUGAGAUGUUCUGAGCAAAGCACCUGCUGGAAUACCAUGAAGCGGGCUCGGCAUGGGGAGGUACCAACCCCGGGGGUUGCCGCCUUGCAGGUGUCGCCCGGGUGCCCGGGGGUUUCUGUGUGGAGCGUUUUCCAUUCAGCGCCCUGUGCCUCUCUCUCAAACAGGAAGGGCCUGUCCCAGUCAGCCUUGCCCUAUCGACGCAGUGUGCCCACAUGGUUAAAACUUACGUCUGAUGAUGUAAAAGAGCAGAUCUAUAAACUCGCUAAGAAAGGUCUGACUCCCUCACAGAUCGGUGUAAUCCUAAGGGACUCUCAUGGUGUUGCCCAAGUUCGUUUUGUCACUGGCAACAAAAUCUUAAGGAUCCUUAAGUCCAAGGGACUUGCCCCAGACCUUCCAGAGGAUCUGUAUCACUUGAUCAAGAAGGCUGUUGCUGUCCGUAAACAUCUUGAGAGAAACAGAAAGGAUAAAGAUGCCAAAUUUCGUCUGAUUCUGAUUGAGAGCAGAAUUCACAGGCUGGCUCGCUACUACAAGACCAAGAGAGUACUUCCACCCAACUGGAAGUAUGAGUCUUCCACGGCCUCUGCUUUGGUUGCAUAGGAGUUCACUCUUUUUACUGAAAGAAUAAAGUCAUAUUAAAGACUUGUGCUGUCUUCUAAA
This is a messenger RNA of Pelodiscus sinensis (Chinese soft-shelled turtle), 684 nucleotides long. NCBI's taxonomy places the organism in Eukaryota, Metazoa, Chordata, Testudines, Trionychidae. The record is from RefSeq and is a predicted model, not a curated record.